AUGAAGCUUUUUGAGUUCGUAGCAUUAGGCUGCGUUUCAGCCAGAUUUGUGGAUGUCAUUGAUACGCAUGAAAUUUUACCAUUGGAGAGAUUUGCAAGAAAGAAGGCGGGAGUAAGAAAAGAGAAGCCAGAUUGCAUAAAAGACUAUCAGUCCCCAUCUGCUGAUGCUCUUCAAAAGGCGAAUCGAUAUUUGGAAGGACAUGGAGUUUUUGAUGGACACAAUGAUCUUCCAAUGACUUACACUUACUUGACACCAAAGAAUCAGGAUCUUUCGAAAAUUAAUCUGUAUGAGCGCGAGCCACCAGGACAAUCAGAUCCAAACAUCUGGCCUCAAAACUCACAAACAACCAUUCCUCUGGCGAAAGAAGGACAACUUCGUGCACAAUUUUGGUCGAUCUAUUGGGGAUGUUCUUCGAAUGGAAAGGAUGCUGUUCUUUGGGCGCUGGAACAAAUUGAUGUUGCCAAAAGAAUGAUUGAAAAACAUGAUGAGUUUAUUGUUCCCAAAACAGCAAAUGAAGCAGAAGCCCUGAUCAGAGAUGCUAAAUAUAGGAAGGGAUAUCGAAAGCGGGAAAGAACAAUUCUAGGAUGCGGUCACAUGAUCGGUGAAAGUUUAGCUGUCUUGCGCCAGUUUUAUGAUCUUGGGGUGAGAUACAUGACGCUCACUCAUUCUUGCGAUCUUCCUUGGGUAACUUCCUCUAAUGCUGAUAGCAAGACAGAUGUUGGACUGUCAGAGUUUGGGGUGAAGGUUGUGCAAGAAAUGAACAGAAUGGGAAUGAUUGUUGAUCUCUCACAUGUCAGCUCUCAGACAAUGCGAGAUGCUCUUGGAAACGUUACUGCACCAGUGAUGUUCAGUCACUCAAGUGCCCGAGCUAUUGCCGAUCACCCUCGAAAUGUCCCCGAUGAUGUUCUUCAAAUGGUCAAGACAAAUAACGGUGUUGUUAUGGUGGUUUUCUAUGCAGGGUUCGUCAAGAGAGGUGCAGUUGAAUACGACGAAGAUGGCAAUACAGUCAACAUUUGCAUAACUGCGGAUGAUGUUGUCGAUCAUAUGAUGCACAUUGGAGAACUCAUUGGUUGGGAUCACGUCGGCAUCGGAGCGGAUUACAAUGGAGCUGAAGAUUUCCUUUUGACGCAGAAGGAACGGUCAAAUGUAUCAAGCUAUCCUCUUGUUUUUGGAAAGCUGAUCGAGCGUCUUGAAAAACUUCCUCAAUACGCAGAAGCGGAAAUCGAGUCUAUCGUACAAAGAAUUGCUAGUGAUAACAUUCUACGAGUUUGGAAAGAUGUCGAGGAAGAAGCUCAAAAAUUGCAAAAUGAGAAGGAGCCUGAUUGGAGCUGGAUUCCAGAAACUGACAGGACCUGGGACGAGUCGAAUUCUUACACUUGCAAAUCUGGGCGUGACUGGCCAGAAGAGGGAGAAGAAAAAGAUGAAGGAAAUUCAGCGUUUUCGAAAUCAGCUGGCGUAUUUACUUUUGUCUUUGCAUUGUUUCUGAUCAAUUUCUAG
Oikopleura dioica is the source of this 1497-nucleotide messenger RNA. The record is from the annotation of a GenBank genome assembly. NCBI's taxonomy places the organism in Eukaryota, Metazoa, Chordata, Appendicularia, Copelata, Oikopleuridae.